UCGUUGUCGUCAUCAUCGUCAUCCGCAACCGUCGCCGUCUACGCCGUGUGUGUCGUGUUUGCUGCCUUUGGCACGGGCCGUCGGAUGUCAAACUGUUUUUGAACUGUGAAGGAAAACGAACUUGAAGACUGUUUGACCAUUUAAGGACGUGUCGGGUGAAGGUUUCUCCGUUUGCGUCGAUCGAUUUGCAAGUUUUUCCUCUCUAUUCCUCGCGAUUCAGAAGGAGCAACGAGGCACGCAGUUCCCGUCGAGUACUGUGUUGUGAAGCAGUGGGAAAAGUCGACAUUGUACUUGCCCUGGUUUGAUGGUGGAAACUCUUAGGACGUGCGUGUGUGUCUGGCGAAAAGACUGAGAGUGCGAUUAUUGGAAGGAUGAGCCAUAAUUCAAGUGCAACCAGUAGUAGUGCGAUUAUCCUGGCUUUGAAACGAAGAAGAAGAAAUGUGUCACCCCAGCAGCAGUGAGGAAAAAGGAUACCACCACCCAAUACGUCGUUGUUGCUGCCACUCUGGUGGGUGGGACGGACAUGCGGUGUCCGGAGUGAAAAGUGAUUAAAGGUUCACUUGAAAGUUUUCCGAGUUUUUUUUUCUUCAACUCUCGAGAAUGUGUUUGUGAGCAGCAGGGUGCCCGAUUUGUUGUUAUUGUGCGCUGGGAAAAGCAGUCAGUUGUAGGGCCGCUCUACCCCAAAACUCGUCAAAAGUCGAAACAAGAUUGAAAGUGCAAGAAACAGCAAUAUCUUGAAGAGUGUGGAACAACAUCAUCCUUAAGCUGGGCGGUGGAAGUUGGUAAUAGCUUUCGUUUCCGAGAAUUGUGUAUCUGUAGGGCUAUGGCCGCCGCCGUCGUCUUUGAUGGAACUUGGUGUGCGGUGGAAGAACAACGGUGACUGCGACGGGUGUGUCGCUUGAAGGAAGCCGACAGAAGUGAAUAAUAAUGCUAUAAAUGAGUUAUGCUAAAAAUGUUAAUUAAUGCUAGAUCAAAGUGAAAGUUCUAGUUGCUUGGAGUUGAUGGAUAUACAUACUUCGCGGACGGCGCUCGUCGAUGGUCGUCCGUUGGGCUCGUGGGAUUUGAUUCACCCCGUCUGGGAUAAUAAUUUGCACGAUCGCACCACCACCAUCGACACAGCAGGGGCCUUGAAUAAGGAUAUUUAAAUUAAUCUAAAACAGGGUGUUGGAAUACACGGCGGAUUACCGCAGCAGUGGGCGCACGCAAAAAAGCGAAGCCAGACCGCAAUUCGCGUUUUGUGCUGAUUUGAUUGAUGCAAAUGUUUUGCCUCAGUGGAGAGCAAUCGAACCGGAAGGGGGGAAACUAAUCGGAUUUGAAACGCGAGAGUGCAGUGUGGGUGUGUGCAUGUUAGUGAGUGGAAGCACUAGGAAAAAUAUCGAAUGAAAACAAUUAAAAUGCGAAUUGAUUUGCUGCCGUCGGUCGUCGGUGCUGCUGCUGCUGCUGGUCACUGCCAGCCGAAAGAGGUGAAGCCCCGCGUUGACGAUCGUGAGUGGAGGAAAUGGAAUGAAAUCCAACUGUAGGACUGGAAAUUCUGUGCUGGUGCACGGUCCCGGAGCCGGAAAUUGAUUUAGCAGAGUGCAGUGGCAGGGAGAGUGGAAGCACGCAUUAAAAACCGACUGAAACACACAUAUUGCUGGCAGUAGGGUACGGAUUCGGGUACGGAGCAAUAGCUGUUGUGAGGGUUGAGCUGUCAAGUGCCAAUGCCGGUUGGAAAUGUUCCCUAUCACCACCGAAGGAAGUACUCGCCCCAGGUUCCACCGGAUUACCAGUCACGAAUAUUUUUCGGUGAUUUUAUGCGAGAAAAUCGGGCCCGCGUGGGAGGUGGAGUGGCUGUAAGCGGAAGUGCAGGAUCACAGGCUCCAGUUUGCGUCGAUGGUGGUGCUAACGGUGGUGGAGGAAGCGGCAGUGGAGCCUCGGUGUGCAGUGGAGAAGAGCCUUACUUGAUUACGGGCAGUUCGGUAUCGGCAGACACUUGUAAUAGCAACAUAACAGCGGUAGCAGUAGCCAGCAAUUCCAGCAGCAGUGGCAUCAGUAUCAGUUCCAACGGCACUAGUAGUACUAACUGUAGUGGCGGUGGCCAAUCGGUUUGUACCGUCGGGAGCACCAGUGUGAAUAGUGUCAAUAAUUUCGCCCCCAGUAAUAACGGUAAUAAUGGUAAUGGACCAACCUCGCCGCUGUCUUUGCAACAGCAACAGCAACAGCCGAUAGGUUCUAGCGUGCUACCACAGCAUCAGUACCAGCACCAGCAGCAGCAGCAGCAAUAUUCGGUACAACGGAUCGUUUCCUCUGGUGCUGGCGGCGGCGGUGGGGGUAGUGUUGUGUCGGUUUCCAACAGUGCUAGUUCUGUUAAUAAUAAUAUCAGUAAUAAUAACAACAACAGCGGUGGCUCUGCUGCUGUCAUUGGAGGAUUAGCUGCUGGCGGUGGGCCACUGGCAAACGGCAGCUUAUCAGGUGCAUCAGCCAUCGUGAGUAGGGGUACUAACAGUGACACUGGCAACAAUAAUGACGAUUGCGACCACCAAAACUCACCCGGUCCUGGUUCGAGUACAAACAGCUACACGAUAGGUGGUAGCAGUGUAGAUCUACAAUCCCAGCAGCAGCAGCAGCAGCAGCAGGUUCUCCAGAAACAGCAAACAAGUCAACCGCAACAUCAGCCGCAGCCCCAGCAGCAGCAGCAGCAGCAGCAUCAGCAACUACAACUACAACAGCAGCUACAACAAUCAUCGAGUUUAUCAAGUAGUAAUAGUCUAAUUAAUAACAACGGUAAUCAAAUUAGGGAUAGGGAUAGUACCAAUUACGUGAACGUGUCCGCGAUAUCGACCCUCAACGCGUCCUCCAUUAGCAACAACAUCAUCAUCAGCACCAACAAUAGUGGCCACAUCAACAAUAGCAGUAGUUCCGGUAGUACCAAUCACCACGUGAACCUAAUAGGCGCAUCGAACGCGUCAGCCACGAUGACCACCUCGGCCGCUAUUUCGCCCCCGCGGCCAAUGCAGAAGGUGAUACCCACGGUGGUUUAUCUGAUGUCCCGCAUCGCUGUACAUAUGGAAAUCGAGGGUACCGCACAAUGCCCGGCCCAGGUGAUGCUGGCCGCGGCACUCGGCUGUGAAGAGUUAGGAAUUACCAAUAAGUUGCUGGCGCAGAGCGUGUUCGGCCUCUGGAUGACCAGCCCGCUGCUGGAGGUGCAGCUGAAGCCACACCACCGGCCGUACGCGGUACGGGUGGCGUGGUCCAAACUACUCGACAAGCACAGCCACGGGAACGAGCUGGAGAAGCUGUCGAACGAACCGAUGACCAUGCUGCGGCGAAAUGUGUUCUUCUCGAAGAAGGACGAGGAGAAAAUCAAGGACCCCCGGAUAUUGGAGCUGCUGUACGAAGAAGCACGGCACAAUGUUCUGCUGGGACGGUACGUGAUGGAGUCUUCACAUUCGAUCAUGCUGGGUGGCAUCCAGGCUAGGAUAGAACUGGGACCGUACAAUUCGCACACGCACUCGAUUAGUUACUUUAGAGAAAACCAAUUCCGCUUCCUGCCGGCGCACGUGGCCAAGAGCUCCAGCUGGUCGUGGCUUCCAAUCAGCCGGCGGUCGUCGGCCGAGGUAAGACUGCUAGAACAAUUCAAACGGGUACCGACGACGGCCACGACCAAGAAGCUCAUGCGAAAAUAUUUGGAAUUUUGCUGGGCACUGCCAUUCUAUGGGGCCACCUACUUCCACGGUCAAGUGGAGCAACCGGUGAGAGGAUUGACGAGCUUGAUGCAACAGAAGGACCUUCCUGUACUGAUAGCAGUAAACGAACGAGGCGUCUUCGUGAUAGACCAAAUCGAAUGCACCCUACUGCUGGGGCUCAAGUACGAAGAACUGUCCUGGGACUACGCGAAACCGAGCAACGUGAACGAUCCGGAGUGCAUGCCUUGCAUAUUUCUGCAGUUUGCCGCUGUGGAGAACGGAAUCGCCGCAACCAAACUUAUGCAAAUCUUCACCCGCCAAGCUGCCAUGAUAGACGCCUUAAUAACCCACUUCACCGAUCAGGCCAAGCGGCGGAAAGAGAGCGGCGAGGGUGAGGUCCCCGCCGGGGAGAAUCCGUACGAAGCUGAACCAAAUCCAAUCACGAACAAUGGUGUCGGGGUACUGAGCAACAAGCUGACGCGCCUGACGUUGGCCACAUUCGAUGACGAGGGGCGCUGCAUUGGCCAGAUGGGGUCGCUAUCAAUUAGUUAUUAACAUUUAAUUCUCGUCUAAGUGGAGAACGUGUUGUAUAGUUUCUAGCAUAGGGUUACGAAGCAUAUUGAUCAUGGCAAAUGGAUGGAACGUAAACGUAGUGUGGGAAGAUGUUUCCGAUGGAAGGAUUGAGGUGUUUAGAAGAUUAGCUAAUCGCAGCGAAAAAGCUCUGAGCUGUGAAAGAAACUACGGCAAACGGUCCCGAUUCGUCCUCCUCUUCCUGACUAGCAAAUUCUAAUCAAAUGAAACAUAGCAGAAAAAUAACUCAGAAUUCAACUCUAAGCCGUUGAUAUUCACGUGAUACUGUACGAUAAGGAUACAAAUAGCAGAACAAAAAUCCGCAUUCACUCCCCCAUCACAUUAGGGUCGAAACGCGAACUGAAGAAGUGUAGGAAGCUAGUGAAUCGGAUACGAAUUUACUGUAAAUAGGUAAUCCAAUCGAUUUAAAACAAUAUCUUUUUAAAUGAAGACAACCGGACAGCAAACCUUGUAUUCUAUAAAGACAAACUAGUUCAAUAUUACACCAACAUAAACGCAUUCACUCACACUCAGUCAUUCUCACUUGUAAAUCUAUAUAGCAAACCAAACAAAAUACAAAAAUCCCACGCGUUUCCUUGUAUAACAAAGUCCUGAAGAAGCAGAAGAUAAACACAACAAGUAUAUUCUUACAAUUCUGA
Messenger RNA from Ochlerotatus camptorhynchus, 4894 nucleotides. RefSeq names its product FERM domain-containing protein 8 Bili (gene Bili). The record is from RefSeq and is a predicted model, not a curated record. NCBI's taxonomy places the organism in Eukaryota, Metazoa, Arthropoda, Insecta, Diptera, Culicidae. Bases 1701 to 4220 code for a protein of 839 amino acids. The transcript is spliced from 10 exons. Gene Ontology annotation, biological process: negative regulation of canonical Wnt signaling pathway. Gene Ontology annotation, cellular component: plasma membrane; cytoskeleton.